Molecule: messenger RNA, 3183 nt
Organism: Cynoglossus semilaevis (tongue sole)
Lineage: Eukaryota; Metazoa; Chordata; Actinopteri; Pleuronectiformes; Cynoglossidae
Gene: gad2
Product: glutamate decarboxylase 2
Exons: 17
Coding region: 1420-3183 (587 amino acids)
Biological process (GO): GABA biosynthetic process; GABA shunt
Cellular component (GO): cytoplasm
Molecular function (GO): pyridoxal phosphate binding; glutamate decarboxylase activity
Source: RefSeq, a predicted model, not a curated record
UUAAUUUUAGACUGGACUCAAGGUCUUAGUUGACAUUCCAGGACUAGUUUUCUUUCGAGAGGAUUUCAAAUCUUUAUUGUUGCUCAGUGCCGAGCACACAGAAGGUUUUGGGUUAAAAAAAAACAGCAUUUAGUGUAAAUUGGCCUCUGAUAAACUGAUGAACCAAAAGUAGUCAUUUACCUCUUCCAUAUUGUGGUCUGUACCAUGUGGGACAUGACCCAGAGAGGAAACAGAAAACCAUGUUCUCCUUUAAAAACAUUGGAUCAAAAACUUCUAAAACCAAUCCUUCACACUUAGAACAUUUUUCUUUGUCCUGUUGUUGAACAUCAAUUCUUCUGUGUUGUUGUUGUUUUUUUCCCCUUUUCUUCUUUUUUAGAAGUCACAGUCUGAACCAUGAUUUGAAUUCUUAAAAUCAGUUCGAGGCUCAUGGUUGACCUUGGAAAUGUGAGUAAAAAUGAAACCCAGACUGUGUGGAGUCUCCUGUAAUGAAGUCCUGGACGAUACAAGGUUUCUGUCGUGAGUCUGGACACAGUGGAGGAGAGAAAGGACUCCCAGUCAGAUCCGUGCGCAAAGGCGCAAUUUGCGUCUCCCCGCCGCGCUGCGUCCUCCAGUGGAGGAGGGCAAUUAGAGCAGCCGCUCUCCGUGAAAUAGAUCCACGGUAACCCGGCAGGCAGAUGCGUUAUUUGGCAUUUUCUGUCUGUAUGGAGGGUGAGUUUGAGCCCACGGGGGAGAAAAUGCUGUGGAUGUAGAUGUUUUGGAGUCACGACGUGACACGCAACUCACUUCGUCACCAUGACCUGAAGUGAGUCACGACGGGAUUUCUUCUCGGUGACGUGAAAUUUUAGGGGGUGAAAUUAGACAUGGAUUAUUGGGCGCUGCGUAUUUACCAGCAGCUGUAGCUCCGAGCUGCUUUUUUUUUUUUGUCCCUCCUUCACUUCCUUGGUUUGUGCAUUUUCGGUGAUUCUGUUUAAAAUAUGGACCUUUUUUUCCAUUAAAAUCCCAGCACAGCAUCAGAACCUGAUUAGAUUCUUCUGAUUUUCCUUCAUUUUUCUUUAAUAUUUCUUAUUUAAAGUGGUUGCGCUUUUUGUAGUGAAGUGAUUGGAGACGGCGCUGUUCUCCUCACCUGUGGACAGACCGAAAAUUAAAAAAUAAAACUUUUUUUCUUUCUUUCUAUUUUAGGCUUCGUUUGUUUGUUUUUCUACUUUUACGCGCCGCCUCUCGUCUUCAGUGCCGUCUCCAGUGCGUGGCGCGCGUGUGUCGGAUGCGCGGCGGGACUGUGGGCAGUCGGAGAGCUUUUGGUCAGACUCACAGACGCACUCACAUUCAGCAGCAGCAGCAGCAGCAGCCGACAGUCCACGCGUGUGGAUGUGGGACUCUGUCGGUGUGCGCGUGUCCUGCAGCUCCUAACUCCCGGCGACGAUGGCAUCACACGGGUUCUGGUCCCUCGGCGGUGAUAAUGCCGCGGCCAACCCCGGGAGCCAGAGCCCCAGUACGCCCAGGGCUUGGUGUCAAGCGGCGGCCCAGAAAUUAUCAGGUGGACUUGGAUCGAAAUUAUGUGCGCUGCUGAAUGUCGGGGAGGUGGUGGAGAAACCGGCCGAGGCGGCCGUCAAGCAGCCGCCGGAGGCAGCAGUGGCAGGCGACUGUGGCUGCAACAAAACCUGCAACUGCACCAAAGCUGCCUCCGUGGUCUUCUCCGACGGUUUCUCAACAGACCUGUUACCUGCCCUGGACGGAGACGCCAAGACCAUGACCUUCCUGCAGGAGGUGGUGGACAUUUUACUCUCUUACAUCGUGGAGUCGUUCGACCGGAACACGAAGGUGAUCGACUUCCAUUAUCCUAACGAGCUGCUGCAGAUGAACAACUGGGCGCUGCAGGACGAGCCGGACAGUCUGGACGACAUUCUCAUCAGCUGCCGCGCCACGCUCAAAUACGCCAUCAAGACAGCUCACCCCAGGUACUUCAAUCAGCUCUCCACAGGAUUAGACAUGGUGGGACUGGCUGCUGAUUGGCUCACUUCCACCGCCAACACCAACAUGUUCACCUAUGAGGUGGCUCCUGUCUUUGUGCUGCUGGAAUACGUCACACUGAAGAAGAUGAGGGAGAUCAUUGGCUGGCCUGACGGACGAGGAGACGGCAUCUUCUCCCCCGGUGGUGCUAUUUCCAACAUGUACGCCAUGCUGCUGGCCCGAUUCAACAUGUUCCCUGAAGUGAAGGAGAAAGGAAUGUCAUCUGUUCCCAGACUGGCGGCCUUCACGUCUGAACACAGCCAUUUCUCAAUCAAAAAAGGUGCAGCAGCUCUGGGCAUCGGGACUGAGAGUGUGAUCUGCAUCAAAGCAGAUGAGAGUGGUAAACUGAUCCCUGCCGACCUGGAGAGGAGAAUACUGGAGGCCAAACAGAAGGGUUUUGUGCCGUUCUUUGUGAGCGCCACCGCUGGUACCACAGUGUACGGCGCCUUCGACCCACUCAUCGCCAUCUCUGACAUCUGCAGAAAGGACAACAUCUGGAUGCACGUGGACGGGGCCUGGGGUGGAAGUCUCCUCAUGUCCCGGAGACACCGGUGGAAACUGGAUGGAGUUGAGAGAGCCAAUUCUGUCACAUGGAACCCACACAAAAUGAUGUCUGUCCCUCUGCAGUGUUCAGCCCUGCUGGUCAGAGAGGAGGGUUUGAUGCAGAACUGCAACCAGAUGCACGCCUGUUACCUGUUCCAGCAGGACAAACACUACGAUCUGUCCUACGACACCGGAGACAAAGCUCUGCAGUGUGGACGGCACGUGGACAUCUUCAAGCUGUGGCUCAUGUGGAGGGCAAAGGGCACAAUUGGAUUUGAAGCUCAAAUCGACAAAUGUCUGGAACUUUCCGAAUAUCUCUACAACAAGAUCAAGGACAGGGAAGGAUACGAGAUGGUCUUUGAUGGAAAACCUCAGCACACCAACGUCUGCUUCUGGUACCUGCCUCCUGGGGUCCGCUACAUAGAAGAUAAAGAGGAGAAAAAGAAACAGUUACACAAGGUGGCGCCUGUGAUUAAGGCCAGAAUGAUGGAGUACGGCACCACCAUGGUCAGCUACCAACCACAGGGGGACAAGGUCAACUUUUUCCGCAUGGUGAUCUCGAACCCUGCUGCUACCUUUGAGGACAUCGACUUUCUCAUCGAGGAAAUUGAACGACUUGGUCAAGAUCUAUAA